AUGCUUAGUAUAAGGAGGUUUAAAUCCUUUAUUCCUACUUGUCCUUCCCCAAGUUAUGAUACUGGCUGCACAUACUGUGAAACUCCCAAGUUUCCAGCUAAUAAGCAGAUAGAUUUUGAGAAGAAUUUGAACAAUACGAAGGCGUUGCCAUGGAAGCAUUUAAUCAGCUUGACUCAUGGAGCUAAAGAUAUGGAAACAAUGCCUUCCAAAAUUGAAUUAGUACCGGGGUCUUUGAAUGAACGUCUCAAUCUGUUGAGACUGCAGUUCAGUCCUCACCACCCCAUCAUGAUAUCUAAUAUGAUCUUUAAUAAUCAAGAUGAAUUUCUUAAUCGAUAUAAAGUGACGGGACAGGAGCAAUUGGUGAUGUUGAUACCAGACUACAAGAUUGUUAAAUUUAAUAUUGAUAACACUGCUGGCUUUAUCCAAAGGUAUUUGAUACCGAAAGAAGGAAUAAGACAAAUUUACAAUCCCUUCAAAAGGAAAGAAAGUGUGGCCCAAAUUGAGAAAGAGAUAGCUGACGAUCCGAAUGCCUUUGAGGAGCACGCCAUGGAACGAGAUAUGAUAGCAAUAUGCGGUCAUUUCCAACGAGAUAUCAGAUGUGGCGAGCUAGCUCCAUUGAUAAACGAAGAAUUGAUACGGGUCAUAGACCGUAAUCAGCUUGACAUUGAUGUUGGUCUUAUCAGCCACAUAGGUGGCCACGCUUAUGCCGGAAACUUGAUCUAUUUUCCAUUGGGCGAGGACUCAAUUUGGUAUGGACGAGUUUUCCCUAACAAGGUUCAAGGCAUUAUCAAUGAAACGGUAAAACGUAAAAGAAUAAUUAAAGAUAUGUAUAGGGGAAACGUAGCCGAGAACACAUAG
Priceomyces carsonii is the source of this 858-nucleotide messenger RNA. RefSeq lists its product as uncharacterized. The record is from RefSeq and is a predicted model, not a curated record. The coding region runs from base 1 to 858 and encodes 285 amino acids. The transcript has a single exon. Lineage: Eukaryota; Fungi; Ascomycota; Pichiomycetes; Serinales; Debaryomycetaceae.